AAAGAACCAUGAAGCUACUACUGCUUUUGGGCCUGGUCGUCCUAUCUGAAUGUGUGGUAAAGGUUCCCCUCAGGAAGGGAGAGUCCUUCCGAAACAGGCUGCAGAGACUUGGACUUUUGGGUGAUUAUCUGAAGAAAAAUCCAUACAACCCUGCUUCCAAAUAUUUCCCUACCUUGGCUCAGUCUUCAGCAGAGACGCUGCAGAACUAUAUGGAUAUUGAAUAUUAUGGGACCAUUUCCAUUGGGACCCCUCCCCAGGAAUUCACUGUUAUCUUUGACACAGGAUCUGCUAAUCUGUGGGUUCCAUCUGUGUACUGCUCCAGCCAAGCCUGCUCAAAUCACAACAGGUUUAACCCACAGCAGUCAUCCACUUUCCAAGCAACAAACACUCCAGUGUCUAUUCAAUAUGGAACCGGCAGCAUGAGUGGGUUCCUGGGAUAUGAUACUUUGCAAGUGGGAAAUAUCCAGAUUUCUAACCAAAUGUUCGGUCUUAGUGAGUCAGAGCCUGGUUCAUUCCUCUACUACUCACCAUUCGAUGGAAUCCUUGGUCUAGCUUUUCCCAGCAUUGCAUCAUCUCAAGCCACACCAGUGUUUGACAACAUGUGGAGCCAAGGACUCAUACCACAGAACCUCUUUUCUGUGUAUCUCAGCUCUGAUGGUCAAACCGGCAGCUAUGUUCUCUUUGGAGGAGUUGACAAUUCUUACUACAGUGGCAGCCUAAACUGGGUCCCCUUAACUGCUGAAACCUACUGGCAAAUUACUCUUGACAGCGUAUCAAUAAAUGGGCAGGUUAUUGCUUGCAGUCAAUCCUGCCAGGCCAUUGUAGAUACUGGAACCUCUCUGAUGACUGGCCCCUCUACUCCAAUUGCUAACAUCCAGAACUACAUUGGAGCAAGUCAGGACUCUAAUGGACAGUAUGUGAUCAACUGCAAUAACAUCAGCAACAUGCCAACUAUUGUCUUUACUAUCAAUGGUGUCCAAUAUCCAUUGUCACCCUCUGCAUAUGUGCGCCAGAAUCAACAAGGCUGUUCAAGCGGAUUCCAGGCAAUGAACCUCCCCACCAAUUCAGGGGAUUUGUGGAUCCUGGGAGAUGUAUUUAUCCGCCAGUACUUUACGGUGUUUGACAGAGCCAAUAAUUAUGUGGCAAUAGCUCCAGUUGCUUAAAAUCUAUGAUUAUUUUAAUCUAGCCUUCCUGUUAGUAUUCAUUUGGUCCUUCUUAAUCAUGCUAAUCCUAAACCUAGAACAAGCAACUAGCUGCAACAGUCCUCCAACUGAAAGUUUCAAUAAACCAACACUGUUGGUCUGCCAAAGUUUUUGCAUCAAUGACCUACGCUAUAAUAUGUGUACAAAGUAUCUUAACACAAACAUUUAUUGGUUCAAAAUUUCUGAGCACUUUUGCAAUUUACAUUAAUUUUCUAUUUUUAGUGGUUUCUGAUAUAUUAGCAGCUUUAGACUGAUAAUAGCAGGCUUAGCUCAACAGCUCAUUUUGGCCCAAAAUGUUGAUGACUAUGUCUAUGCACUUCCAGUACUUUAACCAUAGGACUGCCAAUUCAUAUUUGAGCAAAUAGCCUGCAAUUAGCAGUCUACUAAUGUAAAUAUUUUAGAAACUGCUAUAAAAAUGUGGGUUUAGAACCCCUUUACUAUCUUGUGAGGUGCAGAGAGACCUACAUUACACUUUAGAUGCAGUUUAAUUAUUUGGCCACCCGAAUAUGUCUGAGAGAGUAGUAAUUGCUGUAAUCAUUCUGACAAACUCAGAUACUCUUGUCACUCUUCCCAAGUUAACCAGCCAUUUAAUAUUUAGAGUCAACAGUAAAGGGCUGAUUCCCAGUAAUAUCUGUGGAAAGUGCAAAUACAUUUGUCCUUUAAACCCUAGACUAUUGUGAAUCUGCAUUUGAAUAAGAUUAAAUUAUAUUUCAUGUCAUAUAAAUAAAGGUCUUUCAGCAUUA
Molecule: messenger RNA, 1945 nt
Organism: Xenopus laevis (African clawed frog)
Lineage: Eukaryota; Metazoa; Chordata; Amphibia; Anura; Pipidae
Gene: pga4.L
Product: pepsinogen 4, group I (pepsinogen A) L homeolog
Exons: 9
Coding region: 9-1163 (384 amino acids)
Biological process (GO): proteolysis
Cellular component (GO): endosome
Molecular function (GO): aspartic-type endopeptidase activity
Source: RefSeq, marked provisional